UCGAAGCACACAACUUUCCAUUUUGGCUAAACCCUAAAAGGUGUUCUUUGUUAUUCUUGAAAAGAAAAAUAUAAAAUUUUACAGAGUUUGUUCAUCAAGGAACGAAUUUGUACGAUUUGUCGUUUUAAGAGAUGAUUGUCAGUUCAAAUAUGGGAGCCGAAGCCGAUAUCAUAUUUCGCCACCAAGUUGUUGAUGUAAUGUCGAUUUCCACCCAAGUUUCUCGCUUCGAUUCGGUUGCAGCUUGUGCUGAGACCAUUGGAGAUGCUGUUAUUGAGUCAUCUGUUGUCAAAUUUGUGCCAAGAAUUCGUUCUGGUAGCUGUGCGAACAUUGGUCCACGGAGAUCUAUGGAGGAUGAACACAUAAGGAUUGAUGAUCUAUCUUCCCAUCUGGGUUCUAUCUUUAAUCCUUCGAUUCCAAGUGCUUUUUAUGCCGUUUUUGAUGGUCAUGGUGGUGUGGAUGCCGCUGCUUAUAUCAAGAGCAAUGCUACAAGGUUAUUUUUCGAAGAUUUUGAUUUUCCGCAAGUAUCUGAUAUUGAUGCUGUUUUCUUGAAAGAGUUGGAGGAUUCUCAUAGGAAGGCGUUUUUGUUGGCUGACCUUGCCUUGGCUGCUGAAAGCAGUGUUAGCAGUUCUUGUGGAACAACAGUGCUGACUGCUCUUGUACUUGGAAGGCAUUUGCUAGUUGCAAAUGCUGGUGAUUGCCGAGCUGUUCUUUGCCGAAAAGGUACUGCUGUUGAAAUGUCUCAAGACCAUAGACCAUCUUACUUGCCGGAGCGCAAGCGAGUUGAGGAAUUGGGUGGCUUCAUUGAUGAUGGGUAUCUUAAUGGUUAUCUUUCAGUCACAAGAGCUCUUGGAGAUUGGGACAUGAAAUUCCCUCUUGGAUCAGCAUCUCCUCUGAUUGCAGAGCCAGAUGUUAGACAGAUUGUAUUAUCAGAGGACGAUGAAUUUUUGAUCAUUGGUUGUGAUGGCAUUUGGGAUGUCAUGUCAAGUCAGUUUGCUGUCGGCCUGGUUCGCCGUGCUCUAAGACGACAUGAUAAUCCGGAAGAAUGUGCCAAAGAAUUAGUCAAUGAAGCAUCGCGCCUGAAUUCAUCAGAUAACCUCACUGCAAUCGUCAUCUGCUUUUCUUCCCCUGCUCGUGUUGAGUCAUGCCCUCCCCAUCGGCGAAGGUUUAGGAGCUGCAAUCUAUCUGAGGAGGCUAGGAAUAAGUUGAAGAGCUUGUUAGAAGGCAAUUGAAUCUAAAUGUGCAGACAAAUUUAUUUCUCGUUUAUUUACUGUUCUUUUUGGGUUACUCCUAGAAACUGUUGCAAUCUGUUUUUAGGCUGUUUCAGAGAGUUUAGGAAAAAAAGCGGCCGACAGUUUUGUAGGUGUGAGAGAGUGCAAAAUAUCGGAUUGUGUUUUUUAUUUUUAUGAUGUUCUGGUGGUGUAACACUACAUUGCAGGAUUAUUUUUAAUUGGUUGUAAUGGGUUUUUGAUCACUUCAA
This is a messenger RNA of Gossypium raimondii (Peruvian cotton), 1477 nucleotides long. RefSeq names its product probable protein phosphatase 2C 13. The record is from RefSeq and is a predicted model, not a curated record. Gene Ontology annotation, molecular function: cation binding; protein serine/threonine phosphatase activity. Lineage: Eukaryota; Viridiplantae; Streptophyta; Magnoliopsida; Malvales; Malvaceae. Gene Ontology annotation, biological process: protein dephosphorylation. Bases 132 to 1229 code for a protein of 365 amino acids. The transcript has 2 exons.